Messenger RNA from Lactuca virosa, 507 nucleotides. The record is from the annotation of a GenBank genome assembly. NCBI's taxonomy places the organism in Eukaryota, Viridiplantae, Streptophyta, Magnoliopsida, Asterales, Asteraceae.
AUGGGAGCUCCCGAGUUAGGAGAAAAACAACAAAAGCAGCAACUCGAUCGUGAGAUUCGAGACAUGAUGAAUGCACUCACACGUCGCCUUGCUCAUCUCCAUAAGAAACCCAAUGAGAGAGGAGGUGCAAGCAACAUUCAUGAUCAUGAUCAAGAGGAUGAGGAUGCCAAUGGUGGUUUUGGGAUCAUAACUAUGGCUGGAAGCAACGAGGGAGCCACUAUGAGAGGAGAGCUUGACUUGAUGAGUAUGGAGAAUCAUAAAUUAGGUACAACACAACAUAAUGAAGAGUCUCUCACUCCAUUGACAAGUUACCUUAAUGGCAACGUCCAAGGUAUCAACAAUUCUAUCAUGGUUGGUGGCAGUUACUCUGCCAAUGAUCCUGGUAUCCAUUUGGAUGUUGAUGAACAUUACAUGCAACAUAAGGGGGAGCUUGGUUCACAAAAGUAUGGAAAGAAAGGUAAGAAGAAGGCUUAUUCUGGAUCUUCUAAAAGUGAACAUUCUAACUAA